GUGAGGGUCUCGGAGCUCAAAUCCUGCUACAUCGCCGGAUGGGAUUUCCCCGCGGACACAGCUCUGGGACCAGAGGUGGUGCUGCAGGAGGCCAAGGUCCACCUCAUGGACCCACAGCUCUGCAACAGCAGCCGGUGGUACGGGGGGGCCGUGCACCCCGAAAACCUGUGUGCUGGGUACCCGCAGGGCGGCAUCGACACCUGCCAGGGGGACAGCGGGAGUCCCCUGGUCUGCAAGGACAACAGAGCUGACUACUUCUGGCUGGUGGGGCUGAGCAGCUGGGGGAAAGGCUGCUACAAAGCCAGGCACCCCGGGAUCUACACCUCCACUCAGCACUUCCACAACUGGAUCCUGGUCCAGACGGGCCUGACCCCAGUAGAAAUAGCCACUCCAACACCAGCCACUCCAGCACCAGAGCCAGGCUGCACCCCCACCCCCGAGGAGAUCCCAGUGCCAGAGGUCACCCCGACCCCCCAGGAAAUCCCGGUGCCAGAGCCAGAGGUCAUCUUGAUCCCCGAGGAAGAGGAAGAGGAGGAGGAGGAGGAGGAGGAGGAAGAGGAGCCGAUGCCAGAGCCAGAGCCAGAACCAACCAUCAUCUCGACCCCAGAAGAGGAGGAGGAGGAAGAGGAGGAGGACGAGGAGGAAGAGGAGGAGGAGGAGCCGAUGCCAGAGCCAGAACCAGAACCAACCAUCAUCUCGACCCCAGAGGAGGAGGAGGAGGAUGACGAAGAGGAGGAGGAAGAGGAGGAGCCGAUACCAGAGCCAGAACCAGAGCCAACCAUCAUCUCGACCCCAGAAGAAGAGGAGGAGGACGACGAAGAGGAGGAGGAAGAGGAGCUGAUGCCAGAGCCAGAACCAGAGCCUGAAAGGCCAGCCGUCGUGUUGAUCCCCGAGGAGGAGGAGGAGGAGGAGGAGGAGGAGGAGGAGGAGGAGGAGCCGGUGCCCACACCGCAGUCCGAGAGGCUGCUGGUCAUUUCAGUGCCGUACCAGAGCCUGGUGAAAUUCUGUAAACUGCUGACGGACUUCUUGCAGUUGCUGAGGGACAAAACUGGUUGACCAGAAGGAUGAGCAGGUCCAGUUCUGGCUGCCGUGGAUCGGGACCAUUCCCUGGUGGAAUCACGGCUGCGGGGCCGAAGGCAGCCCCAGUGCCCGGGGCUGCUCCGUCCCCUCCCGCUCCUCCCCUGCGCCCACCCCGAUGGCGAAGUUCAGUUUGUUAUCGAAAUAAAGUUGUUUGUGUUCCCC
Molecule: messenger RNA, 1242 nt
Organism: Neopelma chrysocephalum (saffron-crested tyrant-manakin)
Lineage: Eukaryota; Metazoa; Chordata; Aves; Passeriformes; Pipridae
Product: acrosin-like
Exons: 3
Biological process (GO): proteolysis; acrosome reaction
Molecular function (GO): serine-type endopeptidase activity
Source: RefSeq, a predicted model, not a curated record